UGCAAAAGCAUUUGGGUAAGAACGAAUUAAGCCGGGUGGUUAUUUUCCAUUUUCCUUCUAUAUAACCCAUUUGCCUCUUCCUUCCUCUACUCAUCACAUUCCCAUUUGCUAACCAACCUCUGCACUUCAGAAAACUUUUUUGUCCCUUGUCUUGGCCUUCUCUUUCCUUUCGGAGAAUAUUUUUCUCGAGCUUGCUGUCGAUGGAUGUUCUCCACUUCUUUGUGGGUGUUUUUGGAAAUGCCACUGCUUUGUUCUUUUUCUUGGCUCCAACGAUUACAUUCAAGAGAAUCAUAUGGAGCAAGUCCACAGAGCAGUUCUCAGGCAUCCCGUACGUGAUGACUCUACUCAACUGUCUCAUUUCCGCCUGGUAUGGUCUGCCAUUUGUAUCCAAGAACAAUCUUCUGGUGUCAACAAUUUCUGGGACAGGAGCAGUAAUUGAAACAAUAUUUGUGUUGAUCUUCAUUAUCUAUGCGCCAAGGAAGGAGAAGUACAAAAUCCUAGGCCUCCUUACGCUUGUGCUCACUAUUUUUGCUACUGUGGCCUUUGUUUCUCUGUAUGCCCUGCAUGACAACACCAGGAAGCUCUUCUGUGGCUACGCUACCACCAUUUUCAGCAUCAUCAUGUAUUCCUCACCUCUGUCUAUCAUUAUGUCGGUGAUUAAAACUAAGAGUGUAGAGUUCAUGCCAUUUUUCUUGUCACUAUUUGUGUUCCUGUGUGGCACUUCUUGGUUCAUCUAUGGCCUAGUUGGCCACGAUCCCUUUGUAGCUGUCCCCAGUGGGCUUGGCUGUGGUCUAGGUUUAAUACAGCUGAUCCUAUACUUCAUCUAUCGCAACAAGAAGGAUAAAGAUGCAGAUACGAAUCAACCCACAUCUGAAUCAGUGGAGGUGGGUACAGGAAAGCCCCAGCAAGAGAAGCAAAUGGUGGCUUAUGGGUCAGUGGACGAGCGAGUUUAAACACAAACACAGCUUUGCUACUGCCACGUAUACGGCUGAUCUUCAGCCAUCAACCUGGCCCAUAGCAUAUAUUAUAUAAGAUGAAAAAAGUUGUUAAUUGCUGGCAAAAUUGAGUUGGGGAGUGCGUGUUUUGAUGUAGAAUUUCUCUUGCUUUUAAUUUUUGGGUUGCUAUCCAUUGAAAAAUGCUAUAAUUACUUUUAAUAAUUC
This is a messenger RNA of Hevea brasiliensis (rubber tree), 1160 nucleotides long. RefSeq names its product bidirectional sugar transporter SWEET1. The record is from RefSeq and is a predicted model, not a curated record. Lineage: Eukaryota; Viridiplantae; Streptophyta; Magnoliopsida; Malpighiales; Euphorbiaceae. Bases 201 to 953 code for a protein of 250 amino acids. Gene Ontology annotation, cellular component: membrane. Gene Ontology annotation, molecular function: sugar transmembrane transporter activity. The transcript has 6 exons. Gene Ontology annotation, biological process: carbohydrate transport.